This is a messenger RNA of Ceutorhynchus assimilis (cabbage seed weevil), 1326 nucleotides long. Lineage: Eukaryota; Metazoa; Arthropoda; Insecta; Coleoptera; Curculionidae. The record is from the annotation of a GenBank genome assembly.
AUGUUAAGAAAAAAAUCUUUUUCAUUACAUGAGGCGGUUGCGACUCGAUGGGGCCAUUUACUAAACCACGGUUUGGUCAAAGAGGACGCUGAUGAACUCCUCAAACGUCAUGAUUUCCCGGACAAUUGUAAAUUGCUUGAGCCUCCUCUGGUGAACCCAGAAAUGACUCAAAUAAUGUCCGAAAGCUAUUUGCAAAGGGAUGCUAGUCACAAAGGCUUCCAGGAACAAUUAGGCAGAGGCAUUUCAGCUCUGGGAAAGGGCAUUAAUGGAGUAUUGGAGGAAAUCAAAAAACACCCAAAUUCGACAUUCAAAGAGACAGUUUUACCUUCUCUCAACGAUGCAGGCCGCAUUUUAUCGACAUUAUUUUUCAAUAUUUCGCAAACCAGACGCAAGUUGAUAAUGCAGACAGUCAGCAAAUCUGUAAAGUCCACCUUAGAAAAAACAGCUCUUGGGGAACUUUUGUUCGGCCCUGACCUGAUUGAACAGAUUAAAGUCGCUAAAGCGAUGGAGAAGACUGGAAAAUAUAUACGCCCAACUAGCAGUUACGUUGCUAGAUCGGGCCUUUCUUCCAUUAAAAGGGGGGGAGGAGUGUUAAAAAUUCUCACAAAAAACUUGUCACCAACCAAAGGGAACAAUGGCGAAGUGUAUGUCGUUUUUUUGUUCCUCCAAAUUCUAGAAGAUUAUUGCCAUAUGUCGGCUUUUUAUUGGUCGGUUGAAAAAUGCUGGUGCCAUAACAACAGUCAACAAAGACAAGCACGGCAAUGGAUGAUGAUUGUCCAGGCUCAGGCUCAGGCUCAGGCUCAGGCUCAGGCUCAGGCUCAGGCUCAGGCUCAGGCUCAGGCUCAGGCUCAGGCUCAGGCUCAGGCUCAGGCUCAGGCUCAGGCUCAGGCUCAGGCUCAGGGUCAGGGUCAGGCUCAGGCUCAGGCUCAGGCUCAGGCUCAGGCUCAGGCUCAGGCUCAGGCUCAGGCUCAGGCUCAGGCUCAGGCUCAGGCUCAGGCUCAGGCUCAGGCUCAGGCUCAGGCUCAGGCUCAGGCUCAGGCUCAGGCUCAGGCUCAGGCUCAGGCUCAGGCUCAGGCUCAGGCUCAGGCUCAGGCUCAGGCUCAGGCUCAGGCUCAGGCUCAGGCUCAGGCUCAGGCUCAGGCUCAGGCUCAGGCUCAGGCUCAGGCUCAGGCUCAGGCUCAGGCUCAGGCUCAGGCUCAGGCUCAGGCUCAGGCUCAGGCUCUUCAGUACUCGGAGUGGCAGGGUGUGGCGGCUGUUCUUCAACUCAAAGCAAUGUGGAUGUUGAUAUGUUAUAAAAGACGCAUAAUUAAAAUUACCUUCUUCUGA